Messenger RNA from Myotis davidii, 570 nucleotides. Its product is annotated as olfactory receptor 6C3-like. Gene Ontology annotation, molecular function: G protein-coupled receptor activity; olfactory receptor activity. The annotation marks the transcript as partial. The record is from RefSeq and is a predicted model, not a curated record. Gene Ontology annotation, cellular component: membrane. The transcript has a single exon. NCBI's taxonomy places the organism in Eukaryota, Metazoa, Chordata, Mammalia, Chiroptera, Vespertilionidae. Gene Ontology annotation, biological process: G protein-coupled receptor signaling pathway.
AUGAGAAAUCGCACAGUACCCUCAGAAUUCAUUCUUCUAGGACUGUCAGAUGAUCCAGAGCUUCAGAUUGUAAUUUUUCUCUUUUUAGUUAUCACAUAUAUAUUAAGUGUCUCUGGAAAUUUCACCAUCAUCAUUCUCACCUUGGUGGAUUCUCAUCUACAGACCCCUAUGUAUUUCUUCCUCAGGAACUUCUCUGUAUUAGAAAUAUCCUUUACAACUGUCUGUAUUCCUAGAUUUUUAGGCACAAUUAUCACCAGAGACAAAACUAUUUCAUACAAUACUUGCACAGCUCAAUUGUUUUUCUUCAUCUUCAUGGGUAUCACUGAAUUUUACCUUCUAACUGCCAUGUCCUAUGACCGCUAUGUAGCCAUCUGCAAGCCCCUGCAUUAUACAACCAUCAUGAACAAAAGAGUCUGCAUAUUGCUUGUCUUCUGUGCUUGGCUGGCAGGAUUCUUAAAUAUCUUCCCACCAGUUGUUCUUUUUCUCCAGUUAGAUUACUGUGGCUCCAAUGUCAUCGAUCACUUUGCUUGUGACUAUUUCCCCCUCUUGCAAUUAUCCUGCUCAGACACC